AUGCUGUCUGUUUCAACACAGAUCCGUCUGAAUAGACCAGUCAACCUCAGGACCGAUUUCCUUAGGGAGGAGGCGAAACAGAUCUGCAGUGACGAGAGCAGGUACAAGGGCUAUAAUGGCGGAGACGGAGUCAGAGUGAUUGGCCAAGAAUUCAGGCAGAAGAAACUAAGAGUCAAAGGCUUUGAGGAUCUCAAACUUGGUGGAGGCGACAAAUCCGUCGCCGAACACAGCCAUGGCGUCAUGACGAUCCGCCGUGCAGGACGGCCGGUCUUCUCGUGGUUGUUUCUAGUGCUUCUAUCUCCACUGCUUGUAGACAGCAGUGUGCCAUGGUGGAUGUUCUAUUUUCUGGCCUUAGCAUCUCGCAUCUCAAGCAGUGGAGCGAGCCUUUGUUUGUAGAUCUGUUGUAGAUCGCCUUCUUCCCGGUGGUCCCGAUUAUGAGUUUCGAGUCCCUUCACUUUGCGUGUGGUUGCUUCUCUCCUUAUCGGUUCCAUUAUUUCCAAGUUUAUCUUGGUCUUUCCGCUACGUGUCCGCGCGUAUCUACCAGAGAUUUGGGCUUCUCUGUGGCGGGGUUUGUUUUGAGGACAACUUCCUCCUUCACGUCUGAAGCCUCUGUCCUCUCCGUUUGAGUCGAUCGUGUGUUGGAGUCCGAAUCGAGAGGUUUUCAUUUGCUGUGGCUGAUUUUUUAGCCUUGGUUGGUGUACUCCAUCGACUCGUUGUAGCUUAUGUUGCCUCGGCCUCUCUUUUCUAGCCCUUCUUCGCUUAGGUACUCAGUGAUUGGUUACUAUUGGUGCUUUGAAUCUCGUCUAGCUUUCACCGUCGAGUCUGGAUUUUGGCGUUCUACGUCUCUGUUGGCAUCUUCUACAUGUGGACAAUAGCAGAACUAUUAGGAGCAUGGUGUCUUGUGGCGUUUAGGCUCUCUCGUUGUUCUGGAUGCUCUAUGUCUCCUUUUUGUAGCGGCUUUGGUGUUUGAUAGGUUGUGGCUUAGCUAUCGGUGGUAGCUAGUCCCCCACUUCUUUUGAAAGCUCUUUAGUUGUAUCAUCCCUUUGGUUAUCUCCAGCUCUGCGCUGCUGACUUCGGGGAAUGAACUUGGUAUUGAGGGAGCUCGCACCUUUUGCAUUUUU
Arabidopsis thaliana (thale cress) is the source of this 1121-nucleotide messenger RNA. RefSeq lists its product as uncharacterized. NCBI's taxonomy places the organism in Eukaryota, Viridiplantae, Streptophyta, Magnoliopsida, Brassicales, Brassicaceae. The record is from RefSeq and is marked reviewed. The transcript is spliced from 3 exons. The coding region runs from base 1 to 396 and encodes 131 amino acids.